AUUCAUAAUUAUUAUUAUUAUUUUUUAUAAAAUAAAAAAAAAGUAGUCCACUUUCAAAUUUUCUUCAUCUUCUUCUCUACUUUCUCCAAAUAUUAGAAAUAGAAAGAAAUUUUUUUUUUUAUAGUUUUUUGGGAUUUAAUUCCAACAUGAAUGAGAAAUCAAGAGUUUCAAAGGAGCUUAAUGCUAAACAUACAAAGAUACUUGAGGGACUACUCAAAUUGCCAGAGAAUCGAGAAUGUGCUGACUGCAAAGCCAGAGGUCCAAGAUGGGCUAGUGUGAACUUAGGAAUCUUCAUAUGCUUGCAUUGUUCCGGUGUUCACAGGAGUCUUGGAGUACAUAUAUCAAAGGUAAGAUCUGCUACAUUGGAUACUUGGCUUCCAGAUCAGGUUGCGUUUAUUCAAACAAUGGGAAAUCAGAAAUCGAAUAGCUACUGGGAAGCCGAGCUGCCUGCCAAAUCCAACAGAGUUGGUAUUGAAAAUUUUAUCCGAGCAAAAUAUGUGGAGAAAAAAUGGAUACUACGAAAUGGGAGUGUGAAAUCAUCUCCUGGUGGGAGAGGAGAACGUAAUUCGGCUAGUAAACCUAAGACUGAAAGGGAUGCAGAGUUUAUCAAGCGGAGCAUGUCGUUUUCUCAAGAGAGGAAAUCUUCUCCAUUACCGGAUGCAGAUAGAACAACGCUUGCUUUGAGGAACAGAUUACAUAAUGCACCUUACGAAUCACCUAAGCAGCUGGCUGCUCCUGAUCCCAAACCAGAAGUUAUUCAGACUGCAAAACCGGUAGCCUCCGUGGAAGAACCAAAGCCAAAAGCUAAUGUUUCUCCUGAUCCCCGAGAAAACGUUCUUCAAAAUGUAGAACCAUCAAUCUCUCAAGUCGCAAAAGCAAAGCCGGGUCUCUCCCCAACUGUAUCAACCGUUACCAUCAACCAUGCUGCUAGUGUUUCUAAAAGUUAUACAGAAGCCACGAAAGAAAAUGGAUCAGUUUCCAAAACACAGUCCGUUGCAAGCCCCCAGCCAGCAGAACCAAAAGCAGUAAUCCAGCAGAAUGCUACUAUAGAAAACAAGAACAAAUUUGAUGCUGGAAUUGAGGAACUGAUCAAAGAUUUUCAAUGGAAUACACGGCCGGUAUCAGCAAACCCCUUGAACAAUGUGAUUAAUGAGCAGCAACAAACGUCGCUAGCUCCACAUCAGCCUCAGCUCAUGCCUGCUACGAUGAAUCAUUUCAGCGGUUCACAAACCGCCUAUCAAUCAUCAAACAGUAACCAGUAUAUUUCUCAAAACUGGGGAAGCAUUGGCACUCAGAUCCAUGGGGCUAAACAGAUGGGAGGCACUCAAUAUAUACACGCGUCUACAUCACCAGCCUAUGCUAUGAAUCCCAGUAUGUUUUCUGCAAUGCAAGUAGUGCCAAUGAAUGGAACAGCAUCAACAGGAGCUAUUAGGCCUUUAUCAAGUUUUCCAACAGUUCCUGUUGUUUCAAUGCAAUCAGGAUAUAAUUAUGAUUUUUCAUCGUUAACACACCAAAUGUUAUCAAGACGAUAAACUAUAUGUACUGCUCGAUUAUUAAUUGCGAUUUUUUUUCGAUUUAUUUAGAAUCUGCAAAUAUUGUAAAUGUAUACACAUUGUUACAUAAACUUCUCCAAUUUUUUUCUUAUAGGUGUUGAGCAUAACAGGGGAACUAUACUUGUGUACAAUGAA
Molecule: messenger RNA, 1688 nt
Organism: Solanum verrucosum
Lineage: Eukaryota; Viridiplantae; Streptophyta; Magnoliopsida; Solanales; Solanaceae
Product: ADP-ribosylation factor GTPase-activating protein AGD5-like
Exons: 12
Coding region: 147-1532 (461 amino acids)
Molecular function (GO): GTPase activator activity
Source: RefSeq, a predicted model, not a curated record